This is a messenger RNA of Hypoxylon trugodes, 1010 nucleotides long. RefSeq lists its product as uncharacterized. The record is from RefSeq and is a predicted model, not a curated record. The transcript is spliced from 2 exons. Lineage: Eukaryota; Fungi; Ascomycota; Sordariomycetes; Xylariales; Hypoxylaceae. Bases 284 to 757 code for a protein of 157 amino acids.
CCAAUCGAAGGCAAGUCCCCUCGUAAUUUUCGUAAGUUUUAAGUAACUUCGUACCCGGCGAUCCGGGCGGAUCCCGAGUUUAGGAUCGGCCUAGGGUUGUAUUUAUUCUCCUAUUUUCCUCUUUUUCUUGGAUGAUUAUGAAAUGAAGUUGAUUCUCUAAAUAUUUGGUAUUUUUGGCGGUACUUCUAUUGAAACUAUCCCAGUUACACAACUACUGGUAUUAUAUUGACAGCCCUGCUGUGUACCCACACUAUUAAUUCCAGGGUUCUUUGGCUGGGUGAGCAUGGCGUCAAAGACAGCGUCUCGCCCUGAAGCUAGCAGGGGAAAGCAAUCCAGUAUUUUACAGGCAGUCCUAACCCCGAUACAUUUCCUCUCAUUCCUCUUAUCCCUGUACCUCAUCGACUGCCAUUACCAUGAUAAACGCAUGCAAGAAAACUCCGAGCGAUAUAGCCGUCUGCCAUCGUGGUUAUUACCAGCGUGGCUAGACCGCAUACUAUUUCGACAGCAUCCACAGCCGUAUGGAUGGGUUGAUAAAACCAAACCGGGAACGUCGGCACCGACACGGGUACCGACUAAUGGAGAGCGAAAGGAAAGAUGGUACUUCCACACGAAGCAGAAGAAACUUAUGAAGAUGGAAGCCGCAGACGCCUUUGAACUGCAACGUGCUAUUUUACUUGGGCUGCUCGUGGUGGUAGUCUGCGCAACGUGGAUGCUUUGGCGUCUGAGUCGUGGUUUCUGGGCUUGGUACGUGGGUUGAUGCUUUACUGUCACUACGUGUGGGCUAUGGGAGGCGUUUACGGAUUUAGGAGGGGAUUUCCUGUUUGGAUUUUGUAGCAUAGCGAAGGCAUCAUCAGAAUGAUUUGCGUGCAUCGAAAGCGAUGAAUCACGAUAUUGUACUUAUGUGUGUAUUCAUUUACGGGUUGUAGGUACCUAGGUCGUUAUAUCUGUCUAAUUCAGAUCCUUACGAUAGUUUCGCUUGAUUCUAGAACCCCCACGCUAGAUCUACCAAA